Daphnia carinata is the source of this 2261-nucleotide messenger RNA. RefSeq names its product SET and MYND domain-containing protein 4-like. The transcript is spliced from 12 exons. NCBI's taxonomy places the organism in Eukaryota, Metazoa, Arthropoda, Branchiopoda, Diplostraca, Daphniidae. The coding region runs from base 125 to 2200 and encodes 691 amino acids. Gene Ontology annotation, molecular function: protein binding. The record is from RefSeq and is a predicted model, not a curated record.
UCCAGUGUCUAGUUCUUCCACGUAUUUUGACAAAUCGAGUUGGAACUUUUAGUCCGUGCAGCUCGGUCCACAUUGUGAAAUUUCUUGCCGAAGCAACGCUGUUCAACGUUGGACUUAAACUAAAAUGAUGGAGGACGACGAUAAUUUCGGAGAGAAAAAUGGAUUUUUCAAAACUUAUCAUUUGGCCGUACUGAGGAAACUUCGCAACGGCGACUUGGCCGGCUUGAAAGCCUGUUGCAAUGACGAGGAACGAUUCAUUUUCGUUCACAAUCUACCCUACGUUCAUGAAAUACCGCAAGAAAUGUCACUGGCGAUGGCCAAGUCGCUACCCAGCGGCAAAUCGGCGCCCGACGCGCAAAAGAAGCGAACGGAAGGAAACGAAUUUUUCAAGAAGAAAAAUUAUAAGCGCGCAGUGCAGCUCUACUCGGAAGCCAUCGCCAAAGCGCCCAGCAUCUUCAAAGAAAGUGAAGAACCCCAGUUAGCCAUGGCGUUCGCCAAUCGUUCGGCCGCCUUAUUCCAUCUGGAUGCUUACGCUCGAGCGCUUGUCGAUAUUGAUCAAGCGUUAGCCAACGGAUACCCAGACGAAUUACGUUACAAACUAGUCGAAAGGCAAGCUAAAUGUUUGCUGGCUCUGGGCAGGCCGACAGAGGAGAUCGCUGCAGUUUGCGAGUUGGCCGUCAAGUGCGUGAGCGAUUCACGUUUGGAUCUUGUCAAACGCCAACAGUUUGAACGAGAUAUGAAACAAUUAAUUUCCGAAUCUGCGAUACCGAAUAAAAUAAUUCCGGCUGUAAGCAUUCAAUCAGUCAGAGAUCAUGAGGAGAAACGUCUACCUGACGUCGUUGCUGGUAAGAACAUUGAACAUCCUUCAUUUUCCAAGAAGAUCCGAAUUGACGAGGACGCCGCUUUGGGACGGUAUGGCGUCGCUGAUGCGCCGAUUCGAGUUGGCGACGUGGUCGCUGUUGAACCGCCUUACGCUUCUGUUAUGAAUCCGGAGAAAUUUCCAACGCACUGCCAUCACUGCUACCGACCGCUGGAUCUUGGCGAGUUGCUACCGUGUCCAAACUGCACCAACGUGAAUUUCUGUUCUGUCACCUGCCGUUCUGAAGCGAUGGCCGCAUAUCACGCGAUCGAGUGCCCUCUUCUCAGUUACAUCGACGCGGCUGGCAUCAGUAUUACAUGCUAUUUAUCGCUGCGGAUGAUUGCGAUCCAUCCGCCCAGCUUCUUCAUGGACGUCAGGCCGUUUAUUGAAAAACCUGAGUUACAGAAGGGCGUUGCCCUAAGUGAACAGACGAAGAAGUACAUCAAGACCUGCCAAUUGGUCACUCACGAACACAUGCGCAAUAAGGAGAGCUUCUUCCACGUGACUCUGAUGGCCAAUUUCCUUCUGAAAUGUUUGAAAAUGGGCGGAUAUUUCGGAGCAAUCAAGCCGAUCGAGUUUAACUUUCCAGAACCUCUUUCAGACCAAGAGAAAUGGAUCGGUUCGUUGUUGCUAAGACAUCUUCAGCUGCUUCAGUUUAACGCACACGAAGUUUCCGAAUUGCGGAUGGAUCGCCCCGGCAGCAUGGAUGGAGCGAAAACUUUCUUUUUAGGAGCCGGUGUUUAUCCGACGGUAGCGCUUUUAAACCAUAGUUGCGAGCCAGGUGUAAUCAGGUGCUUUAUCGGCGACGUGAUGAUCGUAAGAGCCAUUAAGAGUUUCCAACGCGGCGAGAUGGUUAACGAAAAUUACGGCCCCAUUUUCACGCAAAAACGUCGCGCCGAUCGUCAACGAUCGCUCAAAGAUCGAUACUGGUUCGAUUGCCGUUGCUUACCUUGUGCGGAAAAUUGGCCGUUGAUCGGCGAGAUGACGGACGACUCUCUUCGUUUCCGCUGCCGCGAUCCUGCCUGCCGAAAGCCGCUGGUCGUUGCCGCUGACACUAUGACGCCGUUCAUCGCGUGUCCUUCGUGCAAGAAGAGCAACAAUAUUCUCAAGAGUCUGCAAAAUCUGCAAGAUACGGAAGGGUCGUUCGUUCGCGGAAGCGAGCUCUUGGAGCAAGGGAAUUUCGCCGGCGCGUUGGAAUGCUGCCUGCAGACGAUGGCCAAGUUGGACGAUAUUCUGUGCGCGCCUUAUCGUGAUUACAUCCAAUGUCAGGAAAAGGCACGAAGAUGUAUGCUGGCGCAGGGCAACAUCAUUUACGAAACCAUGCAAAGCGAACGCCGCUGAUUCAUCUACUAACGCACAAAACAGAAAAACAACAAGAUUUAAAAUAUAACAUCCUUUCCAA